AUGUCAGCAGCAGCGCGACUGCCGAUCUGCUACUACUCUGAAAAGCACACACUCUUCACAUCUGCCUGGUGGAGAGAAGUCACCCAACGAGACGAGUUCUGGGCGGACUUCAGCUCCAAAGUCAAUGAUACAACGCUCAACAGACGGAUGUCUGUUUCGAUCAGAACCUCCUUCAAGCAACCUAAGGCAUUCGUGGGCUUACGCCCAGAAGCGCCAGCCGUCACCACGACUACGACCAAAGUCUCUCCUCUCAACGCACAGGCUUCCACGUCAAAGCUAGAUACGCCACGUGAGAUGAACACGGUUGUCAAAGUUGAAUGCAACGACUGUGGAGCAUUUAUUGCUACCGGCACACUCUGCGAAGGUUGUUCGUCUUCGGAUCCUACAUACGUCGAGAUGGCUGCACCUGGAACAGAGUAUCAUCGAGAGCCCAAUCCCGCUACACGCAGCACUUCACCCAUAGGUAAACAACCAGCCAAUCCUAACGAGCCUGGCUCGGAGUCGAUCAUCACAGCGGAGAAACCUCUUCAACGUACUGAGGUCGACGACCGGACUACAGACUCUGCAAACAUCGCCAAUGAUGCAACGCCUCAUGGUCACAAUCGUGUCCAGAAGCUCAAGCUUCGUGUUAACGCAGCACCAGACACAGAUUCAGAGGCUAGCGUUGAGCAUCAAGGCCCACAAGCCCACCACGAGGACAAAGUGGGAACAGCAGCCGCCCAAAACCUAGAUGCCGACACUGAAGAGGCCACCAUCAAGGCUGAGGAGGUUGAGACCACGGGCGAGCACAUCGAGGCUGGUAAGCUAGGCAACGAGGCCAAGGCAACCAAUUCGGAACCAGACGUGACACUCCAGUCUGAACUGGUGGAUCCCAACCAUAGCCCUCACGACCGACAGAGUCAGCAGUCCAUCAACGCCAAUGUCGACCGCCUCAUCCAUGUUCUGCACAAGGGCGAGAGGCAUUCCAUCGAUGCCAGCAAGAUUCAGGAGACAAUCGUGGCCGGCCACAAGCUCUGCUUUGCCGUCAUCGACGGAACGCCCGUGCAGAUCGAUCCCGCCAACGCAUGCGAGGUCGCGGAGGCGACAUUUGACGAGGGUGGGGAUGCAACGACCGAGAUCAAGAUCAAGAUCAAGACUGAGGAGGCUGAGCCCAAGAUGGAGUUGGCGACGGCAGUGCUCACCGCUGGUCGGGCAAAGAAGCAGGCGAGGUGCCAAGUUCAGGGUCUGUCGAAAGCCGAGUCGAUCGUCCUUGACAGCGAUUGA
Messenger RNA from Cyphellophora europaea CBS 101466, 1263 nucleotides. RefSeq lists its product as uncharacterized. The transcript is spliced from 2 exons. NCBI's taxonomy places the organism in Eukaryota, Fungi, Ascomycota, Eurotiomycetes, Chaetothyriales, Cyphellophoraceae. The coding region runs from base 1 to 1263 and encodes 420 amino acids. The record is from RefSeq and is a predicted model, not a curated record.